Molecule: messenger RNA, 5204 nt
Organism: Branchiostoma belcheri (Belcher's lancelet)
Lineage: Eukaryota; Metazoa; Chordata; Leptocardii; Amphioxiformes; Branchiostomatidae
Product: multidrug resistance-associated protein 4-like
Exons: 29
Coding region: 1-4008 (1335 amino acids)
Biological process (GO): transmembrane transport
Cellular component (GO): plasma membrane
Molecular function (GO): ATP binding; ATP hydrolysis activity; ABC-type transporter activity
Source: RefSeq, a predicted model, not a curated record
AUGGGAAAGAAGAAGAAGGGAAGCAAGCUAGACAUCCGCACGGACUUGCUGAAGAGUUUCGGAACGGAUGUUUUCAGCUCCAGCAAAGUCACUGCCGACACAUUUUCACCACAGGAGACACCUGACAAAAGUCGGCCAGAACAAGAUGGCGGACGGAAGCGUCACAACCCCCUGGAGACGGCCAACUGGUUCUCCAAGAUUUUCUUCUGCUGGGUGAACGGGCUCAUGGCGACAGGCUACAGGAGGAAGCUGGAGCAGGACGACAUGUACCCGCUGAGAGAGUGCGAUACCGCCGAGACCGCUACCAACGAGUUCAGACCGUACUGGGAAAGAGAAGUGAAGAACGCUACGCCGGACAAACCGCCCAGGUUCCUAAAAGCCCUGAUCAGAUGUUACGGCCUGCGAUAUUUCCUGAUGGGGUUUGUGUCGCUUUUAGAGGAAGCCACAGAGAUGAUUGAGCCUUUCCUUAUCGCAUACAUCAUCAAGUAUUUCGAGCCCAACAGCGGCGUGACCAGGGAAGAGGCGUACAUGUACGCCGGGAUUAUUGCAGGCAUGCAGUUUCUCGAUGUCAUUAUCGGCUACUAUGAAUGGCCCGUAGACCUGUGGGGGUUUCGUAUGGAAACCGCGAUCGUCAAUGUCGUGUACGAGAAGAUUUUGCGAUUGAGCACCGGCGGACUCUCCAAGACUUCAACGGGCCAAAUCGUCAACAUUCUUGACGAAGAUGUGGAAGCCUUUGAAGACGGUUUUGACGAUUUCCAUGAGUUGUGGAUUUCUCCCAUUAUUAUUGUGUUCAUCUGUUGGUACCUGCUGUACUACAUCGGAAUUUCCGUCCUGGCCGGACUCGGCUACAUCUUCCUGAUGUUAGUCCUCGAAGGAGCCAUGAUGCCACUUCACAUCAAAUACAGCAAUUUGGAAAACGUAACGUCAGACGCGCGUGUGGACAAGUUGAAUCAGAUUAUCCAGUCCAUGAAAAUGAUCAAGCUACAAGCAUGGGAGAAACCCUUUAGUGACGUCCUCCAGAAUCUCAGGAAGGCAGAACUGUGGGCGAUGCUGAAGGGUGACAUCGUGAUGGGAGUACUGGAGGUGCUGGAGUGGGUGGGGAUGGAUCCCGCAACUUUCCUCAUCCUGAUGACUUAUGUUCUCAUGGGCAACGUGCUCACAGCAGAGAAGGCGUUCAUACUGAUGAUGUUUCUGGAGGAGCUGGAAGAUGCCAUCGAUGACUUCCCAGAAGCCAUGGAGAGCAUGGCAGAUGUCAAAGUUUCAGUCACUCGACUAGAGACUUUUCUUUUACUAGAAGAACACCCAGAGUCUGCCAUUGAUGCUGCUCCCAAAGGUCCGGACGAAAGUCCGUCAGGCGACGUGCUUCCGAAAGGAGUGUCUGUGGACAUCAGUAAUGCAAAAUGGAAGAAGACAACAACGCUGUCCAAUGUCAAGUUCGACGUUAACGAAGGUGAACUGAUUGCUGUCAUUGGGCCGUCGGGCGCUGGGAAGACCGCUUUAUUGUGCACGCUUCUGCGGGAACUUGUGCGGGUGGAGGGUAAGGUGGAGGUGCGGGGAACGGUGGCCUUCACCGCCCAGGAGCCGUGGGUCUACCCCGACACCGUCAGAAACAACAUCGUGGACUUCGGGAAACCAUUUGACCAAGAAAAGUAUGAAAGAGCACUCAGCAUCAGCGACCUGAAAACGGAUUUGAAGGGAAUGCCUUACGGAGAUCGGACGUUUGUCGGGGACAUGGGAGGCAAUCUGAGUGGGGGUCAGAGGGCUCGACUCGGUCUCGCAAGAGCCGUGUAUGUUGACGCCGACAUUUACCUUCUGGACGACCCUCUCAGUGCUGUGGACGCCGCCGUGGGGAGAAAAGUCUUCAACAAGUGUAUCCUGGGCGCUCUUGGAAGUAAGACCCGCAUCCUGGUGACACAUCAGCUACAGUUCGUGAAGCAAGCUGACAAGGUUCUGGUCCUGGACGAGGGCGACCAGGUUGCUUUUGGAACGUACGAGGAAGUUGUGGCGUCUGGAGCUGACUUCACGGAACUCUUGUCUCGCGAUGACGACUAUCCUUCGACGGAUGAAGAGCAGAAAGGCUCAGUAGAGAGCUUCUACGGCAGCCGGACCAGUGUGGCGGGAGACGACCCUGAAAUGAGCAAGGCUACAAACUUUGUGGAGGAAGAGAGAGUGACGGGAAGCGUGAGCUGGCGGGUGUACCUCAAGUACAUCACAGCUGGACCUCCGCGCUGGUUCUUGUUCGUGCUGGUUCCCGUUCUCAUUGCUUUUGAGGCUCUUGACGUGCUGGGAGAUUGGUGGGUCGCUCACUGGGUGGACACCCUCGUUAAGGUGAACAAAACCAUGCCGAACGGACAACCCCGGAUUCUCCCAGAUCCCGUCUCCAUCUAUCACCUGAAAGUGUACGCGAUCCUCGAGGGUGUCGGCAUCUUGCUGUCCAUCGCAGCUGCCGUGAUGCUCAUCUACGCCACCUACAUAGCUUCAGUCAACAUCCACAACAUGAUGUUCAACGCCAUCGUCAGGGUGCCCAUCAGCUUCUUUGACAAGAACCCCAGUGGACGGAUUCUGAACCGGUUUUCGGACGACUUGGAAGCGGUGGAAGAUGACAUCCCCGAGGAGAUCAUGGACGGCACCGAGGCUCUCCUGGGGCUCAUCGGUUCGGUCGUGAUGAUUUGCAUCGGCAACCCUUGGGCCAUCCUGCCGACCAUCCCGCUCGCUGUUUUCUUCAUUGCCAUGUACAUCUACUACAUAGACACGGAGCGGCACCUGGGCAGACUCGCAGCAACAACCUCCAGCCCCAUCUAUACGCACGUGUCCGCCAUCUCGAACGGACUGUGGACGAUUAGGGCUCUGUCUGCGCAAGAGAGCUUCAAGAGGCGGUUCAGGCGUAUUGUGGAUAGGCACAACGAGGUUGAAUUCGUGGACUUGGCGAGUGAGUCCUGGUACGAGGUCCGAGUAGAGCUACUGGACGCCGUCUUCGUCACCUGCGUCACUUUCUUAUGUAUAUUCUCGUCACAAAAUCUCGGUGCCGGACUUGUGGGUCUUGUUCUGACCUACACUCUGGACAUGUCCGAAACCGUCGAGGAUAUUAUUGAGUCCUUGACAGAAAUGGAGAGUGUGAUGAUCCACGCUGAAAGGGCUUUCGAGUAUGCGGAGCUGACGCCGGAAGCGCCUUGGGAGACGGACGACAAGCCGCCGCCGGACUGGCCGGCGUACGGCGCCAUCGACUUGCGCGGAGUCAGCCUCUCUUACGACAAGGACGGACCUGCCGCGCUGAAGAACAUCAACCUCAGCAUACACGGGGGAGAGAAGGUGGGUAUCGUGGGCCGUACCGGCGCGGGUAAAAGUUCUCUGAUGAUGGCGCUGAUGAGGCUUGUAGAACCGACAGGCAGUAUCCGGAUAGACGGGGUGGACAUCGCCAAACUCGGGCUGCACGAUCUCAGGAAGAGGAUCUCCAUCAUUCAGCAAGAUCCCGUCGUCAUCCAGGACUCCAUCAGGAAAAAUCUGGAUCCCAUGGAGAUACACUCAGAUCACGCCUUAUGGACAGCACUAGAUGAGGUUCAUCUUGCGGCAGAUAUACGGAGGCUUAAGAAAGGGCUGGACACGUUUAUGGGGAAGAGCGGGAAGCUGAGCGUUGGGCAGAAACAGCUGCUGUGCCUGGCGCGGACUGUGCUGUCCUACAACCGCAUCCUGCUGUUCGACGAGGCCACAGCCAACAUCGAUCUCAGAGCGGACCGACUGAUCCAGACGACUAUCCGGGAACGCUUCAAACACUGCACCGUGCUGACCAUCGCGCACAGACUCCACACCGUCAUGGACUCCGACAGAAUAUUGGUGAUUGAGGACGGUCGCGUGGCAGAGUUUGACGAGCCGCACCUCCUACUGACGGAGCGUCCGGACGGCGCCCUCGCCAGGCUGGUGUCGGAAACCGGGGAGGCCAUGGAACGGGACCUGCGAGAGGCCGCGCACCAGAGCUAUCUACAGAAACACGAACAGAAGAAGUCACAGUAGCGGCCCAACAAGCUAACCGUCCAGAUCAACGAAUCGCGUGAUAGAUAUAGAUAGCGAUAGAUAGAUAGAUAGAGCUAUCUGUUGCUGUUAGCCUGUCCGGGGGGAUACUGUACUUUCAGGGUACUAGCAACAGAUGGAAUUUCAUGGUGCUUAUCAAAAAUGUUAUAAAAUGUUAUAAAAAUAGACCUCUGUAUAUGAGUCCAUGGCAUAAAGGAAACUACGUAUACUCGUGCAAAGAUUCAUUUUUCGACAGUUAAAAAUUGCCGUUGUGGCAUGAACAAGAAAGGUGUAAUAAGUACUCCAAGGUGGCGCAUGGUUGCCUUUAAAAAUUAUGAAUUUAUUUGCAUAUUCUCUGUACGAUUUGUAAUACUGGUUAGCGUAAUAUUGGUAGCGUCAGCCCUUAAGUUUACCCUACGGUUAGCUAAUAUGACAGUGUCCUACUUAAAACAGUGCACUUUGGAGGAAAAAUAGUUGAAGUGCUUGGCCGUAUAGUUAUAAUGUUUGGGAGCGUACAGAAGGCAAUGGGUUUUAUCGAAGUAGAAUAGAAUAGAAUGUUUUCGUGGGCAGGUGCUAAAAUUUUACAGUGUGUCCGCGAAGCUUAAUUAGGCAGUUUGUCGGAGAGUGUUGAGCGUUAGAUGUUGUAGAUAGAGCAAAUGCGCAAAUAGUUAACGACUGUAUGAAAAAAAGCUUUAAUUUCCAACACUAACUACAAUGAAUUGUGACGUACCCAAAAUUUUAGCCCAAUUCAUUGUAGUAAGUGUAAGCUUAGUCUUUAUUUCAUAAUAUUUCAUUGUAGUAAGAUAAAGCUUCGUUUUUUAUUUCAUAAUGACUUUGGCAAGCAGCAGGGCUAUGAUGUAAGCAUCGAUAGAAAAGUCUGUAUUUUAAUUUACAGAUGCCAACGUGAAGCCGUCCAAAAAGGUUGGAAAACGGGAGGGGGUGUUGCUGAAGUAUUGGAAUCUACUUAAAUAUGUAUAUUUUUUAUGUACAGUAUAAAGGUAAAUUUUUUGUAUUACUAACUAUAUUUUAGAUAAAUGCAUGUAAGUCAACAACCUGAAAUAAAAGCAAUAUCGUACGUACGGUGGAUAAAUUUCGUGCAGUACUGUGUACAACUGCUGCGCAAUAAAGUUCAUUCAUUGUACACGCACAUACAUAUCUGCGAACUUCUAUCUCAAAUGGGUUGCUAGAAGUAGUAUAAA